UUAGUUGAUGAGAUAAAGGGAGGAGAAGAGAGGGAUUUGGUUGAUGAUAAAAGGAGGAGAAGAGAGGGAUUUAGUUGAUGAGAUAGAGGGAGGGGAUGAAGGGAGAGAAGAUGUUUCUGCAGUCUCUCAUCCUGUCCAUCGCCCUGUGCUGCUCAGCUGAAGACCUGACGCCUCCAUCCAUGUACCUGAACUUUGACCUGAUCCUAAACAACUCGGAGCACACGCUGGCUGCCCGCUCUGACUUCACUCUGCGCUGUCGCGUCAAUGGCUUGACGGUGCCGGUCCACUGGUCCAGUUCGGCGUUCCGUCUGCGGUACCAAGAACGGCUGACAGACACACUGGUGAUCCCCGCGGCAGAGCCGAGACACACUGGGACCUACCACUGUGGGUACCGAAACCAGAGUCUGGCCCACCUGGAGUCUUGGGUUCACAUUUACAUAAGAGACCCCACCCACCAUGCGAGUGUGUUCGUCACCCCCCGCAGAAUCCCUGAAAUGAAGGAGGGACUGGACUUCUUGUUUGAGUGCCUGCUGACUGAUCCAUCGUUCACUGACCUGGCCUUCCGAUUGGCGGAGGACAGUGGCAGUGGGCGGGGUCUGCCGAGGGGCAUGGACGUGACGUUUGAGCGACGAAGGGGAGUUUUGAUCCGGGAUUUAAGGCUUGCUUACAAUGGGGUCUAUGUCUGUACUGCCAGGAAAGAUGGCCAAGAACUUACCUCCUCUGAACUGAACUUAAUAGUGAUAGCAAGGCUGCGUUCACCGCCAUCUGUGUCUCUCAGUCAGAGAGAGUUUGUUCGUUUGAAAGGAGAAAGGUUUGACGUGAGCUGCCACACCAGUAACCCCAACCACUUCUACAACGUCACCUGGACACACCCACACAUACAGAUGGUGAAUGUGUCAGUGCAGCAUCAGUACCGGGACAAGUCUGUGUACAUCAGCAGCUCUCUGUCUGUGGCGUCUGUGGACCAAAGACACGCUGGAAUCUUCUCCUGUUCUGCAACCAACGAAGCAGGAAGUACCACAGAAAGAGCUGUACUACGUGUCCCAGACCAUCCCUACCUGCAGGUCUACCUGCUGCCUGUGCAGCAUGCUAACGUUAGCAUGUCGCCUGUGCAGCGUGCUGACGUCAGCGGCGGGAAAGCCAGAGGAGAGCUGCUGGCUAGAACGGAAGUGGGCGGUGCUUGGUGCGCGCGUGUUCGCGGUGGUGAGAAGUGGAGGAAGGCCGGAUGUGUGAGCAGAGUGGAGGUGUACGAGGGCCAGGAUGUGAACCUAACAUUUGCGAUGGAGGCCUACCCACCCCUCCUCCGCCAGUGGUGGAGUACGCCACCCCAGCACAACAGCACAAAGCACCAGGAGAGCUACUCCAACAUCACCGACAGGUACACGGCCAGCAUCCUGCUGAGCAGAGUCCGACAUGAGGACCGAGGGAGAUUCUCCUUCCACUUCUACUCCUUGUUUUUCAACGGCUCCCUGAACCUCGACCUCCGAGUUUACAAGGCUCCUAGUGCUGUGGUCAAACGGAAAAAUGGCACUUUGACCUGUAGCAGCUCUGGAUACCCAUUACCCACCAUCACAUGGUACAUCUGCCCUGGCGUCAUGAACACAUGUGAAGACAACACCACCUUCCAGGUGACUCCUGCUGACAGGCGCUCCCACAUGGAGGAGGAGGUGGAAGAGGUACUCAAUGUUCUGUCCCCUGCUGAAGAUGUCAUGGUGGAAUGUGUAGCCUCCAGUCAUGUGGGGAUGUCACGGGACUUCUUCAUCUCCUAUGUCCCCUUGGCCAAUAAAAGAGGGAUCUCUACAUUUUUCACCCCGACUCUGAUUGGAGCAUCUGCUGCUGCCACCGUGCUCUUCCUGCUCCUGUUGGUCCUGCUGUACAAGUACAGACAGAAGCCCAAAUAUGAGAUUCGAUGGAAGAUCAUCGAGAGUAACCAUGGCAACAGUUACACCUUCAUUGACCCGACCCAGCUACCCUACAACCAGAAGUGGGAGUUUCCUAGAGACAGACUUCGCCUCGGGGCAGUGCUGGGUGCAGGAGCCUUUGGGAAAGUGGUGGAGGCUACAGCUUAUGGGUUGGGAACAGAAGACAACGUGACCCGUGUGGCCGUCAAGAUGCUCAAACCAAGUGCUCACUCAGAGGAGAGAGAGGCUCUGAUGUCAGAACUGAAGAUUCUUAGCCAUCUUGGUUUCCAUGACAAUAUUGUCAACCUGUUGGGCGCCUGCACCCGAGGAGGACCUACGCUGAUGAUUACAGAGUACUGUAGCUAUGGUGACCUGCUCAACUUCCUGCGGGAUCAUGCCCAGGACUUCGUGGCGGCCAUUUUGAGUGUGAGGGAGGUGGAUGAGGAAUGGGAGCUUUAUAAGAACAUGGCUGCCCUGCAGGCUCGAGUCAGGAGUGACAGUGGCAUCUCGGGCGUUUCAGAAUACCAGGAGAUGCAGCCAAUCCUCUUCUCAGACCACACAAACGCUGCCCAGGGAGGUGUGUAUACAGACAGACACACACACAGCUGUGAACUUGGUAACCUCAUCCACUUUUCUUAUCAGGUGGCUCAAGGCAUGGACUUCCUGUCCUCUCAAAAUUGUAUCCACAGGGACGUAGCAGCCAGGAACAUCCUGCUGACAGAGCAUCGUGUUGCUAAGAUCUGUGACUUCGGCCUUGCUCGUGACAUCAGGAAUGAUGACAACUAUGUCGUCCAAGGCAACGCUCGUCUGCCAGUCAAGUGGAUGGCUCCAGAGAGUAUCUUUGAGUGUAUUUACACCACACAAAGUGACGUCUGGUCUUAUGGAGUUCUUCUCUGGGAGAUCUUCUCACUGGGUCAGAGUCCAUAUCCCAAUAUGGCCGUGGAUUCUAACUUCUACAAGAUGAUCAAAGAUGGCCGUCACAUGUCUCAGCCAGACUUCGCUCCCUCCAAGAUGUAUCAGCUGAUGGUUCGCUGCUGGAGUCUAGAGCCUACAGAGAGACCGACCUUCAACACCAUCACUCAACUCAUGAAGAGACUCUUCACCUCCUACAAUGACACGCUGCCACAUCACACAGGACAGCCAAACUACAGUAACCUAUCAGGUUCUUGUGGGGAAAAGGAGAGGAGAGAGGGAGAAGAGAAGGAGCUUAAGGGAGGACAGGAGGUGGCGAGUCUUCAUGGAGACCUGCAGGAGGAAGACGAGGGGCCGCUGAUGAGCAUGAAGAAGAACAUCUACCAUGUCUGCUGAGUGACAUGCAGAGAAAGUGUGAUUUCAUCUGUGUCAGUUUCCCUUUUUGUUGUUGUUGUUGAAUGUUUGGUGAAUCUGAGAAGCAAUUUAAGCCGUCUGUUGACUCAAUGAGCUGCGUCAGUAAAGAACAACAGACGAGUGAAAGAAAGACACGGACUAAUCUAAAGCCAAAUGGUAGUUCAUGUUUGUUAAAACAAAAAGAGAGCAAACAUGGACGGACAGAGACAAACAGACAGACAGACAGACAGACAGACAUGGUGUAGUUACAUUUGAAAGCUCACUGAGAAUAAAAAAAAACCUUUUUUAGCACCUGUGAUGAUGAGAUGGAUCCACUUUCUUCCUACUCUCUGGGUUCAUGUGAUUUGAUAACUUUAUGAUGUGUUGUGUUUUUCAAUCAAAAUCUUUUCAGAUCAUGUGUUUUUAAUAAAACUGAAA
Messenger RNA from Lampris incognitus (smalleye Pacific opah), 3644 nucleotides. RefSeq names its product colony stimulating factor 1 receptor, b (gene csf1rb). The transcript has 22 exons. Gene Ontology annotation, molecular function: macrophage colony-stimulating factor receptor activity; ATP binding; cytokine binding. Gene Ontology annotation, biological process: positive regulation of kinase activity; multicellular organism development; osteoclast differentiation. NCBI's taxonomy places the organism in Eukaryota, Metazoa, Chordata, Actinopteri, Lampriformes, Lampridae. The coding region runs from base 96 to 3209 and encodes 1037 amino acids. The record is from RefSeq and is a predicted model, not a curated record. Gene Ontology annotation, cellular component: CSF1-CSF1R complex; signaling receptor complex.